Molecule: messenger RNA, 888 nt
Organism: Oryctolagus cuniculus (rabbit)
Lineage: Eukaryota; Metazoa; Chordata; Mammalia; Lagomorpha; Leporidae
Source: RefSeq, a predicted model, not a curated record
UGCCAAAGUCUUCGUGAAGAUCAAGGCGUCCCACGCCCUGAAGAAGAAGAUCUUGCGUUUCCGUUCGGGUUCGCUCAAGGUCAUGACCACGGUGUGACUCCGGGGACUCCCCCUUCGCGGCCUCUGCACCUUCGCACUCCCGAUCGCCGACCCUCCCACGUGAACCUUCCAAAGACCACCGGGUUUUUGUUUUCCCCAAAGACCCUCCUCACGCCCCCCUGCCCCCGCCACAGCGGUCUGGGUCUGCAGGGAGGAACGGGGGCAGAGUCCCAUCCAGGGUGGCUUCUGGCUUCGAACCCCUUGGGCGAGGAUGCUGCUCCUCCACAGGCCUCACUCUCCACAUCUGUACAAUGGGUGUCCGCGCCGGCGGAAGCGGUGAUUCGGGUCGAAUCUCCCCACCUUAGAAGCUUAGUCUGUCGGUUAGCCUUUCACUUCCGUCACUGACCGGGCCCCCCCAUCCCCAGCCUCCUUUCUGUGCCCUGGCUCAUUCACAAAGUGCCCCUCCAUGUUCCUGGACCCUCAGGCUGAUUCCCCCUUGGCAUCCUGGUCAGGGACAUGCCCUGGCUCAGGUGGGCAGGGCGGGAGCUCCGACUCGGGGGUUUUGAGGGUCAAACAGGACUUGGCGACACCUGGAAAGGACUCUUCUACCUCCCUCUCUGGACAGCUCGGGAGGGAGGAGAGGGAAGGAAGACGGUCUCCAUCUCGCGCUCCCCCUGUGAGGGAGUGGGGGGAGCCUGAGGACCCUCGGCUGGUCCAAGCCAGUAUCUGUUUUCUCCUUUUUUUUAAUGGCUGUAUUUAUUAUGACGAUGGCGACUCCCCGGUCCACACGGGGGCCGGAUUCCCUGUGUUUCUCUGACCUCUUUGUAAAUAAAUGCACAGUGUUACAUA